Molecule: messenger RNA, 474 nt
Organism: Vanessa tameamea
Lineage: Eukaryota; Metazoa; Arthropoda; Insecta; Lepidoptera; Nymphalidae
Exons: 2
Coding region: 1-474 (157 amino acids)
Source: RefSeq, a predicted model, not a curated record
AUGGACGCUAUUUUUGCACUCCGCCAAUUGUGCGAGAAGUACAGACGUGUUCACAAGAACCUGCACAUGGUGUUCAUUGAUGUCGAGAAAGCCUAUGAUACGGUGCCUCGUGAAGUGUUAUGGUGGGCAUUGAAAGAGAAAGGUUUGCCUGGGAAGAAUGUGGAGUUAGUCCGUGCUAUGUACAGGGGAUCCUGUACCUACGUCCGAUCGUCUGCCGGCAACACCGACCAGUUCAGUGUGGCUGUAGGGUUGCACCAAGGGGCGGCUCUAAGUCCUUACCUCUUCCUGCUGAUUAUGGACGCUCUAACGGCGGAUAUACAGGAGGAGGCACCCUGGUGCAUGCUUUUUGCCGACGACAUUGUACUUGUUGGUGAUGAUGGACCUGAGAUUCAGAGCAGAUUGGAAGAUUGGCAACAGAAACUGGAGAAUGAAAACAAUCUUAACCAGGAUUGCAGAAGACGGAACUGGGUAUAG